CUAACGUCUAGGCUGUGUCUCAGAAAGAAGUGCGCCUCCGGCUGGGGGCUAUCUGCUUUUGAAGGUCGGCACCGCCCCGAUACCAGCCUUCGACUUUCAUACAGUACGGCACCCAUGCACUGCGACAUGACCAAAGCGCCCUGGCUCCCCCCAUGGCUAGUGGUUCGAGCGAUAUUAUAUCAGGCAAGCCAAAUCCAAGUGCGGACUGUCGCCCUCUGUCUUGACCAUCUCGAGUCUCUUCUAGUCAACGCUUUCCUGUAUAGUCACACGGACGACAACGUCUUCUUCAGACUUUCCAGACCCUCUACGCCAAUUGGGUUAUACGUUCACGUCUCCAUCAAUCACCACUGGGACAAGAAUUGGCCUCAAUCCCUCAAUCCCCUCAUCAGUCUGAAGAACUGCAAGACGGGGUGUGUCCUCCGGCUUACCAGUUUUCACUUCAAGCCGAUCGGAAACUGGGUAGAGACAUCUAACGGACCCCAACAUUUUCAUCAGCUAUAAUCCAAAUGCUACCAGUACAUAUAAGGCCAACUGCUGCCAACAACAACUUGUUGGUUAAUGGAGUACCUCAGACGCCGGACAGGUCGGCAGGAUCCCAGACGGCACUUCUGGAACAGGCCGCACUUCAAAGAAAGCAGAAGAAAAAAACCACGGCAGUGAUCCGUGGCAUCAGGGCGACUCUGUGUGCGACAGCCGCUAAUGAGGGCUAUAUCUAUGCAACCCACAAUCGAACAAACGGACUCGUGAAAGUUGGAUACGGCGGUAUUAGCAGUCUAGAUCGACCCACCGAUAUGGCAAAAUGCAAGUUUGAUCCCGGGAGAAUAUUCGAAACGCCAAAUUUCAGAGGGGCAUUCAGAGCUGAAAAAAUAGUCCAUGGCCUACUUUCCCAAUGGAACAAGGAGGUGGAAUGUACUAGGUGCAUAAAUAAACACAAGGAAUACUUUGACUGUGGACUUGGCUUUGCCAUAUCAACAAUCGACGUUGUGACGACAUGGCUUCUCAAGGAGCCUUAUUUGAUAGAAGGCGAAACGGGUUCAUUGAAAGACAACUGGAAAGAAGCCUUGGAUAUUUUCGAGCGGAGUCAAGAUUCCGAUGAACCCAUGGACUGGUUUGAAUUUUUCCUCAACGACGUCGAGUCCCAACUUGCCUGGAGAUGGCGUAACUCACUCUCACGCGCCCCAAUGUUAACGUCUUUGGCAGAACACCCAGUACAGCUUCUCCAAAACGGGACCUUGCGGUUUGCAUCGAAAAAGAGAACACCCCAAAAAACACCCAAUGGCAGCCCUGCUGUUCCCCAGACGUCAUCGGCCACCCGUAAAGUACGUCAAAGGGAUCUAUCAGAACCUGCGCUGCCGAGACGUCCAGAGUCGGCACCACCGAAGGGGUCGUCAACUUGGGAUCAAAGCCCGUCGCCUCCGGAGACGCCUUCAAAGCCACCAAAGCCCGUAACGCGCUCUUCAGCCAAGGCGGCGAAAACCAAUUCUUCUUCUCGGUUGAGAAGCAAGAAACGGCAGGAGGACAACAGCGAAGAGGAUGAGAAUGCUGCCGUGAAAGAAGAGGACGAAGAAGGAAAUGACCUAGAGGAUGAGGACGGCAGAGAACACGUGUCCGUUGCAGAGCUCGAGGAUUCCGGACUGGCGGCGGCAAUUAGCAAAUUGGCCCUUGCGGAGGGCUGGAAGUCCAGCCGCGUGUUCUUCAGGGACCUCUCCAUCGAUUUCGAAUCCUUGCAGGAUCCCAAGUCAGGGAGAAAGUCAAUCAAUAUCGCAGUGCGAAGAAGUUCUGGGGCUACGGUCGGUUUGUCAUCGAGGUCGAGGAGGUAAUUGUGUCCUGUGUCGAGAUAGCCUCUGUGUACUUUAGUUUCAAUGCAACGUUUUCCAGAUCA
Molecule: messenger RNA, 1882 nt
Organism: Cladophialophora immunda
Lineage: Eukaryota; Fungi; Ascomycota; Eurotiomycetes; Chaetothyriales; Herpotrichiellaceae
Exons: 1
Coding region: 507-1820 (437 amino acids)
Source: RefSeq, a predicted model, not a curated record